UUUUUGAAACACCCCCGAAAUAUUCGGUUCUUGCGCUUUCGUGUCUCUGCGGCCACCACAUUACACUGUCAAGUCUCUCUGUACAAUAAUUGAAUCACAGGUCUUUCAAAAUAAGUACUUGCUAACUUCACAGGCCUUUUUGAGUUCGUUGAUUUCAUCUUCAGCUUGAAAAAAAGAGUCUUUGCGGUAUGAUCACUGAAAAGAAAGCUGCAAAUGCUAUGGGAGGAAAGACGGCAAGAGCCUGCGAUGGCUGUUUACGCAAGCGGGCACGUUGGUAUUGCGCCUCUGAUGAUGCCUUCCUUUGCCAAGCUUGUGAUGCAUCUGUUCACUCGGCGAACCAGCUCGCCGGCAGACACGAAAGGCUUCGACUUGAAGUUGCAUCGGCCAAGCUGAAUGGAGCAUCAAAUGAUAAAUCUGUAGCAGCUCCGGCAUGGCACCAGGGGUUCACCAGAAAGCCGAGGACCCCGAGGCCUAAUAAGAACGUGUUGAUGAAACAAGGGAAGGAGAAAGAGAAAAAGAAAGUUUCAAAUUUUAAUAAUGAUCCUCUUGUUCCUGAGAUUGGUUGUGAAGAAGGGUCACUAGAGGAGAAUUCAUCAGAAGAAGAACAGCUGCUUUAUCAGGUGCCGGUAUUUGACCCGUUUGCUUCAGGUUUAUACUGUGACACUGAAAUCGCCACGGUGAAGGAAGGAGGAGGCUGUGAUUUGGAUGAUUUACAAGGGUUCUUGCAAUCAGAUACGGAUCUUGCUGAGUUUGCCGCUGAUGUUGAGAGAUUACUAGUAAGUGGGCUCAAUGAAGACUGCAAAGAAGAAACUGAAACUCAAGCCAAUGUAAACUUCGGAGACAGCACAGUGAAGGUUAAAGAUGAAGAAGAAGAGGAAUUAGAUCUUAACAGUUGCCGUUUUUAUCCCGCUUUCAACAUAACAAGAGAAGGAACAGACUGGAACUUUGACUGUAAAUCACCGACUAUAGUCAAUGAGGAAGAAGAGAAAGUGACGCCUCUAGCAGAUACAGCAAUGGCGAACACCGAAUGCAAACUUGAGAUGAAGGGAAACGUAUCUUUGAGAUUAAAUUAUGAAGCUGUGAUCAACGCUUGGGCUACCCAAGGUCGUCCAUGGAGGACGGGGACCCGACCUGAGCUUAAUCCCAAAGACUUCUGGCCCAACUGCAUGGGCACAUGUUCUGAAGAUCAUGUUCAUCACUUCUACGGUGGAGCAGUGUGGUGUCACGGCCGUGGCGAUGCAGGACGAGAGGCGAGAGUUUCAAGGUAUAGAGAGAAGCGACGGACGCGGUUGUUUUCGAAGAAGAUAAGGUACGAAGUGAGGAAGCUGAACGCGGAGAAGAGGCCUAGAAUGAAAGGGAGGUUCGUUAAGAGGACUAAUGGUGCUUCAUUUAUAACAGCUGCAGCUGCGGCUGCUUCUGUUUCUCCCUACCUGAAGAAAUAAAUGGUGAUGGCCGAAUUACAGGGAGAUUGCUUGUCUCCGGGGCUAAAUGUGGAGAUGGUGUUGAUUGCUACUCAUGGCUGAUUUUACUAUAAAGGGAAGCUGAAUAGGUAGCUUAAAUUAGAAUAAUAAAUAACCGUUGGAGUACAUCAUAUGUAUAUCAAUAUCUCCAAGGGGAAUAUAGAAAAGAGCAAUGCUAUCUGUAUUUAGUUUUCAGUAUAUAACUAAAUACUUAGUUGAUGUGUUAA
Messenger RNA from Mangifera indica (mango), 1687 nucleotides. RefSeq names its product zinc finger protein CONSTANS-LIKE 16-like. Gene Ontology annotation, molecular function: zinc ion binding; protein binding. The transcript is spliced from 2 exons. Lineage: Eukaryota; Viridiplantae; Streptophyta; Magnoliopsida; Sapindales; Anacardiaceae. The record is from RefSeq and is a predicted model, not a curated record. Gene Ontology annotation, cellular component: nucleus. Gene Ontology annotation, biological process: regulation of DNA-templated transcription. The coding region runs from base 189 to 1442 and encodes 417 amino acids.